AUGACCUGGGAUAACCACCGUUCAGGUAGUAACCAUGUCAAAUCAGCCCUUGAUAAAGGAAUUGUUAAUGGUGAUUGGCUUCAUUUGUUUCCUAAAGCUGUUCUUCGCUCCUCUCCAAUGAGAAAUUCGGACCAUAGGCCGCUAUGUCUUGAUUCUGGGGGGACUCCCCCUAAGUUUAAGAGAUGUUUCAAGUUCGAAGAGGGGUGGACGAGAGAUGAGAGGAGUAAACUGGUUGUGGCAAAUGCUUGGAAAACGGUUGAGCAUCCUUGGGCCCCUGCUAGUGCCUUCAAGAAAAUUGGAGCUACUCGUGUGGCUCUUCUUCAGUGGAAUAGAACACAAUCCGAAAGGCAAUUUAUUGGAAGCAAAGGGCGAGAAUUGAUUGGCUCAAGAAUGGCGAUAAAUGCUCUAAAUUCUUCUUCCACUCUGUUGCUAUUAGAGGAAGAAGAAAUGCCAUUGAGAGCAUUCUGA
Cannabis sativa is the source of this 468-nucleotide messenger RNA. RefSeq lists its product as uncharacterized. The record is from RefSeq and is a predicted model, not a curated record. Bases 1 to 468 code for a protein of 155 amino acids. The transcript is spliced from 2 exons. Lineage: Eukaryota; Viridiplantae; Streptophyta; Magnoliopsida; Rosales; Cannabaceae.